This is a messenger RNA of Patella vulgata (common limpet), 231 nucleotides long. RefSeq names its product QRFP-like peptide receptor. Gene Ontology annotation, molecular function: G protein-coupled receptor activity. Gene Ontology annotation, cellular component: membrane. Bases 1 to 231 code for a protein of 76 amino acids. The transcript is spliced from 3 exons. The record is from RefSeq and is a predicted model, not a curated record. Gene Ontology annotation, biological process: G protein-coupled receptor signaling pathway. Lineage: Eukaryota; Metazoa; Mollusca; Gastropoda; Patellidae.
AUGUUAGCUAUCAGUAUAAAUCGUUAUUUCGCUAUUCAUAUUCCUCUCAGAGCUAAACUUAUAUUCUCGCGCCAGAACGUCGCCAUUAUUAUCGUGCUAAUCUGGAUUGCAUCAUUUGGCGCCAUUUCGCCAUUGCUUUAUCAGAGACGUAAAACUGUUCGUACUUUAAUAUCUUUAGUCAUAAUAUUUGGCGUGUGUUGGCUGCCAUAUUAUGUCGUUAAUAUUUGCUGA